AGAGCGAGGGAGGCGAAAAGAGCGCUGAAGGUUACAGGAGCGCAGAGUGAAAGGACGCACGACAUAAGUCUGAGAAGCACUAACAAACUUCGCUAGGAACUUCGGGCAGUAAAGGCAACCGACAAACUCGGAUCAAACAGCUGUCAGCAUCCCUUGGUACCGCUACCUCCUACUGAAUUCUGGCGGGUAUACCUGGUGCCAGCUAGUCCAUUACCUACCUACCUGUCACCCCACUACCACUGUCGGAAUAAGAAUGCAGUCAUGGAGCACGAGGGACCGAUAAGUAAGAUGUCCAACAGGUCGAGUAAGAGUUUUGAUGAAAUAAGCCACUAAAAUAAAACGAAUUGUGCACAUUACACAAUUGGUUGAAUAAAGUAUACAUUUGUUUCUAAGCCCCAUAUUUAUACAUACAGAGGCGUUUAACAAAGGGUAAGGAGGAAGGAGUGGACUGACAAAAUGUCAUAUAGAAAAGAACUUGAAAAGUACAGAGACUUGGAUGAGGAUGAAAUCCUUAAUAAACUCUCAGAGGAGGAACUUCAAAAGCUGGAAAAUGAACUGGAGGAGUUAGAUCCUGAUAACGCUCUGUUGCCAGCAGGAAUGAGACAGAAGGACCAGACAAAAAAAGCACCAACAGGUGAUUACAAGAGGGACGAUCUAAUGGCACACCUAGAGAAGCAAGCAAAAGAAAUUAAAGAUAGAGAAGACUUGGUCCCUUUCACAGGAGAAAAACGAGGAAAAGCGUGGGUUCCCAAACAGAAGCCAGUUGAUCCUGUAUUAGAGGCUGUGACUCUGGAGCCAGAGCUAGAAGAGGCACUUGCUAAUGCUACAGAUGCUGAGCUCUGUGACAUUGCAGCCAUCCUUGGAAUGCACACACUGAUGAGUAAUCAGCAGUAUUAUGAGGCCCUGGCCAGUAGCACCAUAGUUAACAAGGAAGGACUUAACAGUAUUAUAAAGCCUACUAAAUACAAACCAGUACCUGAUGAAGCACCAAAUUCAACUGACAUAGAAGAAACACUAGAACAAAUUAAAAACAAUGACCCUGACCUUGAAGAGGUUAAUCUUAAUAAUAUCAAGAACAUUCCCAUAGCAACUCUGAAAGAAUAUGCAGAAGCACUGAAGGACAACUGUUAUGUUCAGAAAUUUAGUAUUGUUGGAACAAGAAGCAAUGAUCCUGUUGCUUUUGCACUGGCUGACAUGCUGAAAGUUAAUACAACACUGAAGAGCUUGAAUGUGGAAUCGAAUUUUAUUUCUGGAGCUGGGAUACUAGCCAUAGUAGAUGCACUGCAGUACAAUACCUCACUUAUAGAACUGAAAAUUGACAAUCAGAGCCAGCAAUUGGGAAACAAAGUAGAAAUGGAAAUAGCUAACAUGUUGGAGAAGAAUAGCAGCCUUCUGAAAUUUGGCUACCAUUUUACACAGCAAGGUCCACGGCUUCGAGCAGCCAACUCCAUGAUGAACAACAAUGACCUGGCUCGUAUGACACGCAGUGAUGGCCUCUGGCAAAGCUUCUCAGCCCUGGAACUGGAAGAUUACGGAAAAGAAGAAUCCAAGGAGUGAAUGGGCCAAUCUUUCCCAGGAACAGAACUACUGUAUAAGAUGUCUAAGAAGAAAUUAGUACCUUUCAAAAGAAUACUUCCCCACAUUUGUCUUCAGCUCAGCCGUGGAUACCCGAGGGCAUAAUGUCUUUCUGUGUGUGUGUUGUGACUCCAUUUUGUAUUGUAUUUAUCAUGCAUCAAAGAUAUUUUAAAUAAGCUAGUGACCAUAGUUACAGAUAAAUGUGGCUAAAAUAAGUUUUGCCUCCAGAAAUUUCCAGUCGUCAAGAGUUAGUUGUCAUUUCUUGACUGUGCUAAGAAAUUUUAAAGCUGCUGUAGCACAAAGUUAGCAACCGUCUACAUUGUAUAACUUGAAUUUUUCUUUUUUAUGUAUUAUUUUCAUGUGUGGUAUUUUUUGUAGAAUUUAUGAAAUUAGUAUGCACAAAACAAAUUCAUAGCAUUGCACUGUUUUAUGAAGGAUAAAAUACUUGGGCAACUUGAACAGAAUAACAAUUCCAUAAAGUCAUUUCACAGAAACAAAUAUUUUGAAGCAUUUACUUAGGUAUCUCAUUUUUAAGAUCUGUAAACCAUGAGUAUUAGGAUGACUUGGAAACUUUUGCUCUCUGCGGGCCACUCACAGUGCUGUACAGCAUGCACAUAGGUAGAGAUUGGGUAGUUCCACAUCCCCACAGUUCUUUAGCAGAACUACAAGAACCAUCAGUCAUUCUUACUUGACAUAAAAAUCCAAGAUAAGUCACUCAGUGAGGUAUAUGGGGCAUGAUGAAAGAUUUUCAAAGUUUUGGACACAACUAUACUAUAGUUCAUAGUGAAGAUGAAGUAAUAAACAGUAGCCUAACUUCGAAAAACCCUCAGACGUCUAAUGUUUGCAAUAAAUUUUUAUAUAACUUCUGUGUCUUCACGAAGAAGUAGUUCAUUAGGCAGUGUUUUCCAGACAGCAUAAAGCAGUAGCAAGGAUGGUAUCGCCAAGAGAAAAAGUCUGUAGUAUGGCAGCCCUACAAACAGAAUAGAUACAAGAGACAGAUGUAUGUGAUGUUCAGUGAAAGUGUUAACAGAACUACAUGGGACAGUAGGAUGCAUGUUGACAGUAAGGUGAUCUUUUAAAAAGAAGUAGGAGAAAUGACCACAUCAGUCAGACACUGACCAGAGAAAGAAUGCCAAUAGGUUUCCUGCCAUGCUUUCUAUAGCAUAACAUGAGUAUGUACAUUUAGCAGACAAAUAAAAAAGGUAAAAGGGUGAGGUGUGAUCAGGAGUGGAUACAAAUACCUGAUUCCAUGCCCUGUUUAAUAGAAAAGAUGCAUUAUUCUACUAAUUACACAUUUAUGGGUCUAGGAUGUGGCCAAACUACUGGGGCAAAGCUGCUUUCAGAUGGACCAUCCAGAAUAUAGCAGAAACCCCUUUAUAACCUCCAUGCAUGGUUAUGAUCCUCCUAGACCCCUUUCUUAACUUAACCAACUCACCACCUCAGGAGUCGCAGCUUUUCAGGGAUGUUUAGAAAUUAUCCUCGAGUUGAGACAGAUUUGAAUAAAUAGUUUAGCCAAGAAGUAUUUAGAACAUAUGAUGUUCAGCUGGUCAUUCUGCUACCAAAAUGAUGUAAGUAUCAGUUUUAGCUGAAGGUAAUUUUAUAGUGUGUGUGUGUGUGUGUGUGUGUGUGUGUGUGUUUGUAUUAUUUCAGUAGAACAAACUCAAAUACAUCAACAGUGAAAACAUUCAGUCCAAACUAUCUCACUUAACAGGUUGUACCGAACCCGUCAAACACACUUAAAAAUGUAUCAAGAUACUAAAAACAUUUUGAAGGGAGGGCUUGCAGUUAUAUCAGAUGUGAUGAUAGUUUUGAACAUCCGUUAAAUGGUCGAAUUUAUGUUUUUGAUACUGAAGCAGAUUGUAAUACCAAGGAUUUGGUCUAUCUGGCUGUAUGUGAUUUCUGUGGCACACACUAUGUUGAUAAAACAAAUAGGUGUCUUAGGGAUCGCAUAAGAGAGCAUAUCUAUGGGGUUAAUAAAGGUGAUGUUAAAAAUGUACUAGCAAAACACUAAAAAAGAAGGUGCUUUGCACACUUUUAAAAAAUUAGUGUUAGAGAAGUAUAGACAUACUAUCAGAGGUGAAGAUGUUAAAACUCAAACUGAACUUUUAGAGCUGAAAUGGAUUGUUACUUUGGCUGCUAAUAAGAGCAGUGGUUUGAAUGGUAGUGUUCCCUUAAAACCGGCCCUUAAGUUAAGGAAAUUGAAACAUUGAUUGUACUAUUUAAAUUGGAUGUGGUGAUUGUUAUGUUUAGAUUUGAUGAAGCAACUUCAGUUGGGAAAGCGCUCAUCUGUUUUAUUUAUUUGUUUUAUAUUUAUUAAAGUUUUUUUGGCUUUGACAUCCCUCUGCUUGUGCUGACUAAUAUUUUUGAUAUUUUAGUUUAUGUGGACUGCCACACAUAUUUUACCCUGACACAAAUAAAUGCCAGAAAAGUAUAUUUCCAGAGGCAGGCUGAGUGGAAAACGUGCAGUACUAUGUCAUCAUAUCACAAUCUUGCUGAAACUAAACAUAUUUAAUUUAAAUUUAACAUUCAUGAAAGGAGAGCCUUCUAACACAUGACCAAACCUCAAGCCAUCACAGCUCAUAUAAUGCAAACAAGGCGCUCAAACUUCCAGCUCAUCACAAAUCUAAAUAAUCAAAUAGUUCAGGUUUGUGAUAAGUUGUUUAAAUGAUGACUGAGCAUGUUCUUUGAAAUCGAUGCAUACUGCACAUUAUUUCACUUAUAAAAAAAUAAAUAUUAAAACUCGUAUUGCUGUGAAGUACUUCAUUCUCUUCAUAUCCCCACACUCCCUAACUUAAGUAUAAGCUCUAAGGCCACACAGCUGUUGAGUAAAAACGGUGGUAGAAAUAUAGAAAAGUGCACAUACUUGCACACCUACUGUAUUUUAAUGUUAUUUUUUGAAAUGCAUUCAUUGAAUCCAUCAGAGCACUUC
This is a messenger RNA of Protopterus annectens (West African lungfish), 4504 nucleotides long. RefSeq names its product tropomodulin 1 (gene TMOD1). The record is from RefSeq and is a predicted model, not a curated record. Gene Ontology annotation, molecular function: tropomyosin binding. NCBI's taxonomy places the organism in Eukaryota, Metazoa, Chordata, Ceratodontiformes, Protopteridae. Gene Ontology annotation, cellular component: striated muscle thin filament; myofibril. Gene Ontology annotation, biological process: myofibril assembly; pointed-end actin filament capping; muscle contraction. The transcript has 12 exons. Bases 457 to 1557 code for a protein of 366 amino acids.